UCCGUCCGCCCAUGGAUUCACUUGGAGGCCACCACACGCCGGCGGCGGACCACGUCAAGGUGGAGCUCAACCGCGCCCCCUCCAUCAACCCCGUCGUCGGGCAAGAAGCACGCAGCCGGAUGACCGACGACCGGCAGACUCGCCCAGAGCGAGUGCGCCGUCUCAUUCGGAGGCUCCGCCCGGCGCCCGUCGGGAGCGCGUUCAAGCGGUGGCUAAAGCACCCUGCGCACCUCGCGCAGUUCGCGUGGGCGGUCUGCGUCGCGCUGUCCGGCGCCUUGCUCGGCCUCCUCCUCCUCGGAGUCUUCGACGGCGCCUUCCCGCGCAGGUCCGUCCGCAACCGAUGGGUCGAGAUCGUCAACCAGAUCCUGAACGCGCUCUUCACCCUCAUGACCAUCUACCAGCACCCCGAGCUCUUCCACCACGCCGACCUGCUGGUCCGGUGGCGGCCGGGGGACGAGAAGGAGCUCAGGAAGGCCUACUGCCGGAAGGGCUCGGGUGCCGGUGAAGCGCAGCGGGAGCGGGAGCGGCUUCACCUGUCCGUGGUGGUCGGGCUCCUCCACCUCACCUGCUUUGCGCAGUACGCCAUGUGUGGGCUCUUCUGGGGGUACUCUAGCACGGCCCGCCCGGACGCCGCCGCGACCACUCUCGGCGGGGUCAGCGCCGUGGCACCCGUUGUCGCCGGCUUGUACAUGUACCUCAGCCCGCUUGGGAGGAAAAGCGAGGAGAGCGCGCAUCAAGAAUCCGAUGAUGACGACGGCGGCAUGGCUGUGGUUGUGAUCGCUGACGCCGCACCAAGGGAGUGGGCCGGCGGGCUGCUCGACGUGCGCGACGACCCGGAGGCGUGCUGGCUCUCGUGCCUCUGCACCUUCUGCGUAUUCGGGUGGAACAUGGAGCGCCUGGGCUUCGGCAACAUGCACGUGCACGGCGCCAUGUUCGCGCUCCUCUGCUUCGCGCCGCUGUGGGUGCUCAACCAUGCCGCCAUGAACAUCCGGAACAAGGCCGUCAGCAACAUGGUCGGCGCCGCCGGGGUGGUGCUCUGCGCGCUCGGCCUGCUCUACGGCGGGUUCUGGCGGGCGCAAAUGCGGCGCAAGUUCGGGCUCGCCGGCGGCAAGGACGGGCCGUGCUUCUCCUCACUGUCGCUCGACGUCGCCGACUAUCUGCGGUGGAUGUUCUGUUGGGGGUGCGCGCUCGCGCAGGAGGUGCGCACCGGCAACCUUCUCCUCGACGUCGAGUCGACGGGAGGCAUCAACCCGCGAGGCUCCAGCCGUGUGCAAGUUGAUAGCAGCCAACGGCCUUUGCCAAGAGAGGAAGGCAGCUUUGAGAUGGCAGCGGCAGUCGCUGGCGCUCCCUCUGUUCCGCUGGCCAUUAACUCGCCGCUUCGAGGCGAGGAGCUGCCAUUGGUGCAGCUGAAGCUGGACGGUAUUUCGUCUUCUGGAGAAAUGAGGCCACCCGUGCCGCCAUUGAUGCAGGACGGAGGAGGUCCGCGAAUUCAGUAACAGAUAGUACCGUACAGUCGUUAUCAUAUACUCCCUCUAUAAAAAAAAUGUUAGGUUACUAAAAUAGCAAUCUAAACGUUUUUAUAUUUCGGUUACAAAGGAAGUAAUAGAUAG
Messenger RNA from Hordeum vulgare subsp. vulgare (domesticated barley), 1610 nucleotides. RefSeq lists its product as uncharacterized. The transcript has a single exon. The record is from RefSeq and is a predicted model, not a curated record. Lineage: Eukaryota; Viridiplantae; Streptophyta; Magnoliopsida; Poales; Poaceae. Bases 12 to 1496 code for a protein of 494 amino acids. Gene Ontology annotation, molecular function: cyclase activity. Gene Ontology annotation, biological process: sesquiterpene biosynthetic process.